Molecule: messenger RNA, 417 nt
Organism: Chenopodium quinoa (quinoa)
Lineage: Eukaryota; Viridiplantae; Streptophyta; Magnoliopsida; Caryophyllales; Amaranthaceae
Product: probable F-box protein At1g14315
Exons: 1
Coding region: 1-417 (138 amino acids)
Molecular function (GO): protein binding
Source: RefSeq, a predicted model, not a curated record
AUGGCGGUACUUCCUACUGAAUUGAUCAUUGAAAUUCUCUCAAAAUUACCCGUUAAAACACUUCUUCGCUUUCUAUGCGUUUGCAAAUCUUGGAAUUCCUUAAUUAAAUCCCCCAAUUUCAUCAAUAUCCACCUCAAUCAAACCUUAAUUUCUAACUCUGAUCGUCAUCUCCUACUAUUUUACCCGUCUCUUCGAUCUGCUGAGCUCGACCUCCACUAUAAUCAACUCUCUUUCUCUGAAAUCCACCACCCUUUGCAACCCCACAAUUUAAGCUUGUUUGGUUCCUGCAAUGGCAUUGUUUGCCUCUCCGACAAUUCGAAUAGUGAUGUUGUCCUGUUCAAUCCUCUUACUAAGUCUCAUCGUAAGCUGAAACUCCCAUCUGUUAGCAUUUCUGCAGACUACAUUGUUAAGUUUUGA